AUUACUCAUAUUUUGCAUUUACAAAUUUGUUUAGUCAAUGAUUUAAUCUCAUUUAUUAUUAUUAUUCUUAUCAAAAUAUAUUUAUAGAUCAAACUAAACUUUCGUAAACAGCAUAUCUAAUAAACAGUUUAUCUGUAGCUUGAAUAAAUAACCUAAAAUGGCUCAGGAAGUUGAAGAAACUAUGAAGCGGAUCCAGUCCCACAAGGGUGUCGUGGGUACAAUUGUCGUCAAUUCUGAAGGUAUACCGAUAAAAUCAACGCUUGACAACACGACAACAGUUCAAUAUGCGGGAUUGAUCAGCCAGUUAUCGGACAAAGCUCGUUCUGUGGUGCGUGAUCUAGACCCGACAAACGACCUCACGUUUUUGCGUAUCCGCAGCAAGAAGCACGAAGUCAUGGUAGCGCCUGAUAAGGAGUUUAUUCUGAUUGUCGUGCAAAAUCCUGUCGACUGAUACUCUAGGUUUAUGCUACUAUUUACUAUAUGAUAAACAUUUUUUAAUAAUUUAAUGCUUCUAAUCCUUCACUUUAUAUUUUUCGGGUGACACACGAAUUUUUUAAGGAUAUUCUUCAACCCGAAUUUAUUACUAAAUCGUUUGCACGGAACAAAGUUUAACUAAAUUGCAAUAUUAUUUUUUCUUUAAUAUUAGUUAAUUAUUGUUGUGAUUAUGUACAAUUCAAUAAUUUAUUAAUAUAUAGUUAAGUCAAAUUUAAUUAUAUCAACAAAAAUAUUUAUAUAAAUCUGUAACACUUAUUGAUUAAAAUAUAAUAAUAUUGA
Messenger RNA from Cotesia glomerata, 774 nucleotides. RefSeq names its product dynein light chain roadblock-type 2 (gene robl). The record is from RefSeq and is a predicted model, not a curated record. Gene Ontology annotation, biological process: microtubule-based movement. The transcript has 3 exons. The coding region runs from base 158 to 451 and encodes 97 amino acids. Gene Ontology annotation, molecular function: dynein intermediate chain binding. Gene Ontology annotation, cellular component: centrosome; cytoplasmic dynein complex; cytoplasm. NCBI's taxonomy places the organism in Eukaryota, Metazoa, Arthropoda, Insecta, Hymenoptera, Braconidae.